AUGUCGUAUAAGCGCUCUCGGUCGACGUUUGAGGCAGACCUUGACGCUCCGUAUGCCCUGUUUGGCACGCCUCUGCCCCAUGAGUCCGACCCGCGCGACCAUGGCUCAUAUUUACCCUUGUGGAAACAAGACGUGAGGGAUGAGAAGGGCAGAAGACGGCUCCAUGGCGCCUUUACAGGUGGCUGGAGCGCAGGCUACUUCAAUACCGUAGGCUCCAAGGAAGGGUGGACACCGUCUACCUUUGUCUCCAGCCGCUCCAGCCGUCGCAAAGAUGAAGACGACACGAAAUCGACCACAAUGCAACAAAAGGCAGAGGCGUACAUGGACGAGGAAGAUCUGGAGGAUGCAGCCGAAGCGCAGCAGCUCCAGACUUCGCGCGCCUUCGCAGGCCUGGGUUCGUCCACCCAGGAUGAAAUCCGCGCCGUCGGGCUCAUGGGACUAUUCAAACCGCCCGGAGACACAAAGGGACUGCAUCUGUUACGCAGAAUGGGCUGGAAAGAUGGCCAGGGAAUCGGCCCCAAGAUUCGACGUGGUGCCAGGCUCGACGUCGGAAAGAGUGGUGGUGCCGGGUUGGACGACCAGACGUACCUGUUUGCUCCAGAUGAUGCUCAAAUGAUAAAGUUUGUUCGAAAAACGGAUCGGAUGGGCCUAGGACACCAGGGGGGCACGAGGUUGCAGAGCCUGGAAAAGACGGGCGAUUCGGACCAGGACAAUGACGAUGACGACACGCUGGGCAAGAGCGACCGGCCCUCUUUGUUUUCUGCGGGGAAAAAGGAAGUGAAAUUCCAACGGGGCGCUUUCGGUGUCGGUGUGCUCAAUGACACUGGCUCGGAUGAAGAAGAUCCGUAUGACAUUGGACCCAAGAUUAGGUACAAUCGUGUCAUGGGAGGGGACAAGAAAAAGGAGAAGAAGAGGAAGAAAACCACGGCUGCAGUGAAUCCGUCUCUUCAGAAGGCGCCAGUAUUUCUGUCAAAGACGGUCAGGGCUGGAAACAACCUCCGUCGAUGUCAUGAUGGCAGGCUCCCACUGCACGGCUUCGUCCUGGCAAAAGUUGUCGAGGACUUGGCAGCUGCUCUGUCACAAUACGCACCACCCCCCGUUCCCGUGGGCUGGAAAUCAUCAAAAGAUCCGCUGAACGUGGGGGAUUCUUCCAAAUACACUUCCACUGCCGAUGCCGCCAAAGUAUCCACCAUGGACCCGAGAUCUCGAGCGGUCCUUCUUGGUGAGAAUGCCCUCCCGGGGAAAUCCGUCUUUGACUUCAUAUCUUCCUCGUCAAGAGAUAAGCUAGCUGCUCUGUCUGGGAAUCAGAGUCUCCCUCCCGGGUUGGGCCAACUCCCCGAAGGCCACAGACCAUUGUCAGAAGACGAAAAACGCCAGGCAUUAUGGAAUCAAAUUCCGAAAUUGGAUCAAACGACGGCGGCGGCGGCCCUAUCACGCAGCCCGGCUGGACCAUAUGCAGACGAUGAGGUGAAGCGUGCCAGAUACAGAAAAUACUUGGUUUCACAGGCGAACCAUGGACAAGAUCCGCCGGACAAAGCGCCGGGAGCAACGGAAGAGGACUAUGUUCGAGAAAUGAAUGAAUUCUACAAUUGCGCAAGGAUCUUCAAACCAAUGACUGGCUUCAUGGCGUCAAGAUUCACUACCUCGAAGACUGUGCUUCAUUCAUCAUCCAACAACAGCCAGAAAGGCGAUGACAAGACGAGUACGGACUUGUUGUCAAAACCCGAACCAAAGAGCAGAGAUGCCGCCGAAGAAGCCGCCAUGGUAGGCAUGUUUGGACGCAUGACGCGCUCCGUUGAAGAAUUUUAUCCGACAAGGCUUCUUUGUAAGAGGUUCAACGUACGCGCUCCCGCGCAUGCUGUACCGGAUCGCGAAGCAGACAAUGCCGCCUCGACAGCAAACAGGAGCGAUAAUUGGACGGCACCAACGCAAUGGUCCAAGUCUGAUCCGAAUACCCCUGUUUCAGCACCUCGAGCUUUGGAAGCACCGACGUCAUCAGGGACGGCAACGCCAGUUCAGCAACUAGUAGAGGUGAAUCCAGAGAAGAAUGACGCCGUUGAAGGGAAGGCAGCCAAUGCCGAUGUGUUAAGGGCAAUAUUUGGAGACAGUGAUAGUGAGUAG
This is a messenger RNA of Metarhizium album ARSEF 1941, 2121 nucleotides long. RefSeq names its product DUF1604 domain protein. NCBI's taxonomy places the organism in Eukaryota, Fungi, Ascomycota, Sordariomycetes, Hypocreales, Clavicipitaceae. Gene Ontology annotation, molecular function: RNA binding. The transcript has 2 exons. The coding region runs from base 1 to 2121 and encodes 706 amino acids. Gene Ontology annotation, biological process: mRNA processing. Gene Ontology annotation, cellular component: nucleus. The record is from RefSeq and is a predicted model, not a curated record.